GCCGAUGUCGUUCGUCCCAACACGGCCGCUUGGGCGCCGGGACAGCCGGGGUGAGACACCCGAGCGCGACGACGGGGCCUUCACGAGCGUCGUGCCCAGCGCCAAACUGCGGUCAACGGCCGAGGCCUUGCUCCAGCCUUUCUCCAAGCGGCCGGAGGAAGUAGCCUUUCCGCGCAAACAGCAAGACGAGGCAGGCAAUCUCCCCAAGACCAAGUUCCUCGCCAUGCGUCGGCAGAACGCCAAAGGCCGCAGCGACAUGCCGCGUGAUGUCGUGCUCGGCGUGCAUCGCAACCUCGCGGCGCUCACGUCCAUCAACACCAAGGAGCGCAACGAUGCCAUUCAAGCCCGACAAGAGCUGGAGAAGGCCAAAGUCGAUAUUGAGGCACUCAAAGGCGAGCUCCGAACGAUUCACGCCCAAGAAAACCAGCGCGCAGCCUCGCGCGAGAGCAAUCGAGAUAGAGUUCGCACGAGCAUAGCGACGCCCAGCACCCCGCGCAUGUCGCACCUCAAAUCCUUUGACGCGUCGAUCGAACUUGACGCCAAGCUGCGCGCCCUCGAGAACCAGCACCAGAGCCUUGUCGAGACGAACCGCCAGCUCAUCAAGCAGCUACAGAAGGCCGAGGCGGGCCGGCAACACGCAUCAUUGACGCUCGACAGCACCCGCUCGGAUCUCGAGCGGGCGGCGAACGAGGUUCUUGCGCUGCGAGCCCAAGCGCAAGAGCUCCGAGAGCACAGCCAAACGCUCACGCAGUUUGAGGCAAUAUCCAAAAAAUUGGCACAAGAGAACGACCAGCUGCGGCUCGAGGUCGUCCGCGCCCACGACGACGUCAAUGCCAAGGCAUUACGCGACCGGAAAGGGCGCCAAGGCCUCCACGACGAGAUUGCCGCGCUUGCGAGCGAGAAGGCCGUGCACAUUGAAAGGAUUGCAGAGCUAACGGCGACGGUGGCCGCCAUCUCGGACGCCCACGCAGCGACGCACGCCAAGCUCCUGCACCUCGAGAGCGUCCAUGCGAUCUUGGAAGCCCAAGUGGAGACUCUCAUGGAGACGAACUUGGAACUCGCGCGGGCAAAAGCAGGGCUCAGCGACGAGCUCGCGCACGAGCGGUCGUCCGAUAGUCGCCAAGAGCGGAACGCACUGAACGCCAAGUGCCUCGAGCUAGCGAACGCGGUCGGCAAGCUCGAGACGGACCUGCUCCUUGAGCGCAACGUGUCGGCCAAGAAGCAGGCGCUCGUCGACCAGUACAAGGCGUCGAUGGCAGGCAUGACCGCGCAGAUCGAAGCGCUCGUCAAGCAAGUCGCGCACCUCGAAGCGCACCAAGCGCCGCGAGACGAGUCGAGUCUUUUGCACCGCCUGCAUGACGCACCCGCGUCAGCAAACGCGACCGUGGCGGCGCUUCAGAUGGCGCGCAAUGGAAAAGACGAAGCGCUCUCGAUCCUCUCGGAAGAGAAGGCGCAGCUCGCGACGCGCGUCCGCGAGCUCCAGCAGGAGAACGCUGCGCUUGUGCUGCGCCUCAAAUCCGGCGAAAACAACCAGAUCGCAGUGUUGCAAGCGCAGAUGCAGGCGCUGCUGACCAAGCAAACCGACUCCCUGCGUGCCAAAGACGCGGCUGUCGCCGACUUGGCCAAGGCGCGCGCCGACUACACCGCCCUGCGCGUCGCCUUUGACGACUUGCAGGCGAGGACAACCGACCCCGCGGCCGCGACCCUCCUUCGCCGCGCCCACGAUGAGCUGCGCGCGACGGUACAAAAGAUCGUCGAGGCCGAGGCGUCGUCCGAGAGUACGUUCACAUGCCUCCUCUGCAUGCAGGUGCUGGAGCAGCCCAUGACGCUCGUGGGCUGUGGCCAUACGUUCUGUCGCCGCUGCGUCGUCCGCGGCAACCGAGAGAGCAAGAUCGUCUGCAAGGAGUGCCACUACGAAUGCAUGGAGAAGAGCUUGUUCGAGAACCAAGCCCUCGCCGACCUCGCCGCCCGCUUUGUGUUUCGCCAACAAGCGCUGGCGUCGCUCACUGCCACAUGUCGCGACCUCGGCGCUGCCUUUGCCGCCUCGUCGCCGCCCACUUGACCCUUAGCCACUGUCGUAUCAUUCAAUGGCAUCCGUGUGUUCCAGUGGACCGCAUCGCUG
Saprolegnia diclina VS20 is the source of this 2122-nucleotide messenger RNA. RefSeq lists its product as hypothetical. Bases 5 to 2062 code for a protein of 685 amino acids. The transcript has 9 exons. Lineage: Eukaryota; Oomycota; Saprolegniomycetes; Saprolegniales; Saprolegniaceae. The record is from RefSeq and is a predicted model, not a curated record.